UAGAAAAAGUGAACUUGAAAAAGAUAUAAGCAAUCAAGAACGCGAAGGAAAAGAAUCAACAAACAAAAACACGGACCUGAAUAUAGUAAAACUAGAGAAAGUGGAGUCCGAUAACUUACAUGAAGACACACUUCCGAUGGUAGAACCGCUUAUAAAUGACGAGCCUACUAUAAAACCUGUAGUAGGUUUCAAGCGCACACGUAUUAUAAAACCAAAAAUAAUAUGGGACCCUGACGCACCAGAAACUCAAAUUUCAUAUGCGCAAUUCGCACGCAACAGUUCCAAACUAAAUUUGGAUGCUGAAAGCCCGUCUUCAAAGAUAGUAUCGCAUAAAACAUCUGCAUCUAAAAAUCAACACAACGAGUUGAAAGAAAAGAAAUCAUCUUUACAACGCCAAAAUGAUCCUGAAAAUAAGCAACAUCGGGGAUCAGAGCUAAAAGUAUGUUCUGGCUCCCCUGCAACAAAGAAAAAGGAAACUAGGUCCUCAUCGCCUGCAGGUAACUCUUCAAAUCGAAAUAAAAAUGUCAGUCAAGAAAAUACGAUGAAAACUCAGUCACCCGUGAAACGGCGAUCUCAGACACCUAUCAUAAAUGGAACUGGUAGUGGUGCUGGUUCAAAGAAAAAAAAGUUAAGUGAAAUCGACCGUUUAGUAAGCGAUGAAGGUGCUGCUAAUAUGCUACAUUCCUUGGAGAGCGAGAGAAGUAAAUUAAUUGCAGAACAAGGUGUCGAUAAGCCACAAAAACAUUUAAUGCGCAGCCGCGCAGCUACAAUUUCAGAAAAGAUAUUGAAGAGAGAAUCUACACCAACAUCUGGGAAAACAACACCAACAUCUGGGAAAACAACACCCACUCCAACCAAUAGUGGAGGUACAAGAAACAAGCGUACUUCUAAACAAAAACCAUCAUCAACUUGGGAUUAUGUGUAUAAACAAAAAGCUAGUGAGGAUGCAAUGAUUAUUAGACGACGCUCUAAUAGUUCUUAUUCGAGCAAUGCGUCAGUGCGACGUCUUAGUUUAGAUACAGCAAUACCGAAUGCUCAAAAUGUCUCCAAAACAACAGCAACGACAAAAGCUGGGCAACAAAAAAUAACACCGACCACGACUACUGGUACAAGCAGUUCGGUAACAAAAACUACCCAAAGGAGUUUGUUAAAAACGUCAAACGAAAAUAAUAAUGCAUCUGUUGAAAGUUCUGAUGCCAGCAUAAGUGCCAAAAUAUCCGCUGGCAACUCUUUUGAGUUCGCUAAACCUGAAUCAAAAUCUAACCAAAAAAACAAUAGGCGUGUAAAGGGUGUCAGUCAUGGUGAAGAAUCCUCGACAAAUGAAACUAAAAAGCCAACAGUAACACCUGGUACACGAAAAGGCUCCCGUAGCCCAGCCAGCGUCGAUGAAAGAGACAAAAACAAGAGCACCGGAGUAAGCGCAAAAGUAUCUCCGAAGCAGACGAAAGAGGAUUCCCCGGCCGGAUCCAAUGCUUCAGACGUGGUUGUAAAAAAAGUUGCAAAGGUUGCACAAAUAGUGUUCAACACCCAGAAGGCGAAAAUUAAUUAUACAUUCACCGCCCAGGUAUAUUUUAUUCUUUUUAUUUAUUUGAAAAUUUACGGACAUACCUAUUUCCAUAAUGGACCUAAUCUAAGUC
Messenger RNA from Rhagoletis zephyria (snowberry fruit fly), 1637 nucleotides. RefSeq lists its product as uncharacterized. NCBI's taxonomy places the organism in Eukaryota, Metazoa, Arthropoda, Insecta, Diptera, Tephritidae. The record is from RefSeq and is a predicted model, not a curated record.